Messenger RNA from Cygnus atratus (black swan), 1191 nucleotides. RefSeq names its product Sp7 transcription factor (gene SP7). Gene Ontology annotation, biological process: regulation of transcription by RNA polymerase II. The coding region runs from base 141 to 1142 and encodes 333 amino acids. The transcript is spliced from 2 exons. Gene Ontology annotation, molecular function: DNA-binding transcription factor activity, RNA polymerase II-specific; RNA polymerase II cis-regulatory region sequence-specific DNA binding. NCBI's taxonomy places the organism in Eukaryota, Metazoa, Chordata, Aves, Anseriformes, Anatidae. The record is from RefSeq and is a predicted model, not a curated record.
GCCCCCUCCCCGUUUUACCGGUAACCCCGAGCUCGGCACCCCCGCAGCCGGCACUGCCGCAACCCCGGAGAGCGACCACCAUGGCCCCGUGCCCCCGCUGACGGCCGCCCCCUCCGCCAGCACCCUUGGGUGCCCCCGCCAUGGGCGACUCCUACACCGCCGCCUUCCCCAGCGGCCCGGGGCUGCUCUCGCCCUCCGCCAGCCCCCAGGCAUCGCCCGGUCCCUACGGUCCCGACUACGGCCCCUUCGGGCACCCCUUCCCCGCGCCCGCCGGCACCCAGGAGGUGCUGGGUGCCCCGGUGGUGGUGGCGACCAAGGGGCACCCAUCGGGCGACUGCUUGCCGGGCGUCUACCCCUCGCUGGAAAUGCCGCACCCCUACGGCUCCUGGUACAAGGGCGGCAUCGGCGGGGGGCUGCCGGGGGGCUCGGGGCCGGCGGCCCCGGCCUGGUGGGACGUGCACCCCAACGGCGGCUGGCUGGGGGGGCCGGCUGGCGCCGAGGGGCUGCAGGGCUCCCUGCAGGGCCAGCCCGCCCUCAGCCCCCCCCUGCCCGCUUACGGCUCCGAUUUCGGGGCGCUCAACCCCCCGCCCUACGCCGGCGGUCCCGGCGCCACCCCGGUCCCCAAAAGCGGCUUGGGGGAGGCGGCGGGCAAAGGGCCUCGGGGAGGGGGCUCGCCGGGGGGGCGAGCGGCUUGCGACUGCCCCAACUGCCAGGAGCUGGAGCGGCUGGGGGGCGCGGGGGGGCUGCGCAAGAAGCCGGUGCACAGCUGCCACAUCCCGGGCUGCGGCAAGGUGUACGGCAAGGCGUCGCACCUGAAGGCCCACCUGCGCUGGCACACGGGCGAGCGGCCCUUCGUCUGCAACUGGCUCUUCUGCGGCAAGCGCUUCACCCGCUCCGACGAGCUGGAGCGCCACGUGCGCACCCACACGCGGGAGAAGAAGUUCACCUGCCUGCUCUGCAGCAAGCGCUUCACCCGCUCCGACCACCUCAGCAAGCACCAGAAGACCCACGCCGAGCCCGGCCCCCCCAAAGCACCCGUGGGGGCCGCCGAGCAGCCCCCCGGCUCCCCCCGCCGCCCCGCCGCCGCCUCGCCGGACAAGGACGCCGGCAGCCCCGAGGCCGGCAGCUUGCUGGAGAUCUGAGCCCCGCACCUUCCUCCUCCUCCUCCUCCUCCUCCUCCUCCUCCUCCUC